GCUGGUGUGUACGAAUGCGUCUGUAGCAAAGCAGCCUGUCAAAGCGUACACAAGUGGGAGAAUGGGUAACUCGAACGGAGUGGCUUUUGCAUGUACAAUACGUACGUGUUCAUACACACGCUUCACUUACCUUGUCGAAGAAACGAAACCACUUGUCUAGCGCGAUCAGCUGUUUUUCUGAAAGACCAUCCGUAACUGGCACACAAUCUGUCUCAGCGAGACUCGUCUUAGCCAAUGCGCGGCUGGAAUCACGGCCUGUAAACACGGCGUAUGGUUUCCCAGGGUUGUAAAGAGGAUUGCCAGAGACGUCGAAGACAAUCCCCUUAACAGCCACGUACGUUGGUGUCGAGGUCACGUUUGCACCGUAAAGACGAAGUUCUUCUGCGCUGAACUCUCUGUUCGUCGUCGACAUGGUCGAACAGUUGAGAGGGAAAGAACGUGGAGUGGGUGGUAGCGUAUUUCUGCUGCUCGCAAGUGAGUGGGAGUGUGUGUGGGAAACGAGAUGAAUUUAUGUGGCGGACACUGCCGCAAGCCUCUUCCAACCAAAACUCAUAGUUUCUGUUCUCAGACCCUGCGAAAGAAGAGCGUGUUGAAAAAAGUCAUAAACCGCUCUGGUUGUUCCACUGUUCGUUCGCUAACACUCCCACAAAAUGACUCACUCCCCGUCCUUUUUUCCAUUUAAGGUUUACCCCGCAGUCACCUGGAAAGCGUCAUCCCCACGCUGACCCGCGGCCUGCGACUGGAGGUGUCGCGUAUUCUCACGCGAGUCGCCAGGUACCUGGAAAUCGCAGUCGGCCACACCCUCAGCCCUCCACGUUGGCAUCGUCUACAAGCUCACGCUCCGACGCGACCGUUUCUAUUGCAAACAUAUGCAAAUCACACACGCACUGUUGCUCGUCGAAUGAAUUCGAUCGCGCGGCUCUCAAACGAAAUUAACAAGGCCCUUCUCACGAUCCCAGUCGAGAAACAUGCAGGCGCCGCUUCCAAAUAUCGCCGUAGUUCACAUGCAGCAGUUGACGAGGACUCUGUAAAUGAAUAUGACCACAAACAAGACCACAUCGACAGUGUCGAAGAGCGCUUGUCAAGUUCUGACCAGCGGCAGCAAACACUUCGACAACGUCAACUUCAAAACGAGGAGCGUCUGAAUGAGGAUGACAAUCGUGAUGGCUCAAAUUUUGUACAACAACCUCGACCAGGACUCGUUCAUCUCGUUUUUUACGGUGUCCGAAUGCUGCUUCGUCGCCUAUGCUCAAUUAUUGUGAGUCUUUGGCGCAGUUUUUUCCAUCUUUUCGUUACGGAUAACAACCGUCUCACUCCUAUGAGCUUAGCUCGAGGUUUAUUACGACUUCUCUUUCUUCCUGCUCUGCGUUCUCGCCGGCCGCGACGAGGACGUCAGCAAUGGCGGAAUGUUCCCCAGUCUUCAGCUCGACACGCCCAUCGCCAACUGAUGCCACUCUUUACUCAUUACAGCGAAGACAUGCUAGCUGCAUCUACCGAUGCCAGCUCAGGCACAUCGACAGCAACAAAUGCUGCCAGUGUCAAUGUCCACAUCAAGAUCAAUGACAGCGCCAGUGCAAGUGCUCGUUUGCAUGAGCGGUUGGCGUCUGUCGCUUCACAGCAGCUCAAAUCGCCAAACACUUCGUCUUCUGUGUCUGCGGCUGCAUUUCCCUCUUUUCUACGUAUCAAGGCAGACUUGCUGCCUCGCACAUUACUGUUGCCAAAACCACCACGGAAAACACUCGUGCUCGACCUCGAUGAAACACUCAUUCACUCCGUCACUCGUGGCUCUCGUACCAGUUCGGGCCACCCCGUUGAAGUUCACAUCCCCGGCCAACAUCCCAUUCUCUACUUCAUUCACAAGCGUCCGCAUCUUGACAAAUUCCUAGCUAAAGUGUCGCAGUGGUACAGACUGGUUUUGUUCACCGCAUCGGUCCAAGCAUAUGCAGACCCAAUUGUCGAUUACUUGGAGCGCGACCACAAGCUGUUUGAUGCACGAUAUUAUCGCCAACAUUGCAAUCUUGUGGACAGCACUUAUGUCAAGGAUAUCAGCAUAUGCCGCACCCAUCUCUCACGCAUAAUGAUAAUCGACAACUCCCCUUUCAGUUACAAGAUGCACCAAGAGAACGCUAUCCCUAUUGAGGGUUGGAUUAGCGAUCCCUCUGACAACGACCUUUUGCACCUUCUGACCUUUCUCCAUGCCAUGCAAUUUGUGCACGACGUCCGCUCGCUAUUGCACCUACGAACCAAGUAAAAACAGCAACAAUAGCGGCGGAAGAUGAAACUUCAACCCACCUACUCAACCUUUAUGCCAUACCUGCCGCUACUAUUACAGCUACUAAACCAGUAGACACCAUCUCGCUCUCUGGCCCUCUCUCUUUCUCCCGAAAUUAGUUUUUGUCCUUUCUGAAACACCCCGUUCUUAACCAUUCCCUUUACGAUCCAUUUCAUUGUCAUUUUCUGCCCAAAAAAAAAACCCAUUUUAGUGCAUUGCACUCCUUGACGCAACCACGCGACGUUAAUGAAACUUGAUACUUUUGACAAGACCAGCCUUGAUACCGCUUUGUUCGCCCAUGUAACCAUGUGUGGGUGCGCCCUUGAAAAUGGCCUUCUUGCUUGCAAGCUUUUUCUUGGCCUUCUCGUAGCGCAUGCGCUUUUUGAGACGAGGAUUGCGGUUGAUUUUGGCACGGAAGGGUGUAAGACCCUUGUUCUUUUCGAUGUCCCGAGUAAUGCCACGCUUCUCACCAUCUUCGACCGAUAACAACUCGGGAUGCCGCAUAGCACGCACAAGGUCGCGCUCUGAAUCGUGCUCGGCCUUCUUGGUCUGUUUGGCUGCCCGUUUGUCUUUAGCGAGAGAGUCGUAAAAUGCGAGUGCAUCUUCAUCCAGAUCGGGACGCUCGGCGUUGAUGGGCAGCUGCUCUUGCUCAGGAUCCACAUCAUCCAAGUCUGCACCGUCCGUUUUGGUUACGACCACGCUCUGCGGCCUCACGCAGCAAACGCUGUUGACGCUCAAAACGACGCUCCUUGAAAGGAAGGUCUGUAUCACCCGUUUGCUCUGCUUGAGCCCGCAAUCUUUUGGCGGCCUUUUGAUCAAUCUGGCUAGCGUAGAAGCGCAGUGUCCGCUUGCGUUGUAUUUUGUCCUCCGCAUCCAAUUCAUCCAAUUCGUCAUUUUCACCAAAGUCAUCGACCACCAAAGCAUUCUUGCGUUUGCCUUUGGCUGCCUUUGCUUGACGGAACUUGGAUUCAAUAGACUCAGACGCAUCAGAAGCGAAUGAAGCAUCAGAUCCGGCCUCUUCUUCUUCGUCAAAAGCGUCCACUUCAACGCCUUCAUCUUCUGCCUCGUCAUCACUUUGAGGUUGCUCAAUUUCGGCUUCCGCAUCAAGCUCUUCUUCUUCGCUCUCCUCCUCUUCCUUAAGACCUUCAAAACGCUUCCAGGUUUCACGACAGCGAACCAAGUCAACCAUGAGGGGAUGACUCUUCACAUCAUCUUCUCCUGAUUUAAGCAAUGCAAAAUAGAAAAUAAGAGAAGCGACGUAUGCACCCAAAGAUGUGCACUGGGCUUCGAGAAGCCGUGACUCGGGAGCAUCGUGUCUUUGCUGCUGCAGCUCAUCCAAACGUGGUCGUAAGGUUUUAAGUUCUUGCGCAAACAGCUCAAAUUCAGGAUGCUUAACUUUGAGAAUACGCUUCAGCUCAGAAACCGGAGUCUCAGGCGAGAUGGAUUGGCCAAGCUGUUCAAUUGCAGCAACACUGUUAUCGUCAAUAGCUGCAGAGUCUUGGGAAGCAGCCUUGUCGUUCCAGCCGCUCAAGUCAUCCAUGGCAUCCUCUUCAGACAAACGCUGCAGACGUUUCUUUUGUAAACGCAAAGCCUCGCGUUCUUCCAUCUUCGUGUCGACUUCCUCAUCUCCGGACGAGAAUUCAUCUGCCUCUGGCUCACCGUCCUCACCGCCAUAGUACGCUUUGCGUGAAUGACCCCAGCCUUGUUGAUCAAACAUUUCCUGUUCGUCUAACGGUUGUUUUUCAUUGUCGCUGCUGUCGUCUGAGAUAACGUCCUCUUCGUCGUCAUCCGACGAAGUCUCCAAACCCAUGACCUCUUCAUCGCUAAAUUCAUGGGCAACAGCACUGCGCGAACCACGGCCAGCAUUGUCAUCGUCGAAAAGAAUCUUGUCCUGUUUCGCGUAAAACUCGUCCUCCGACUCGGCGACGUCGUCGUACGUUUCGAUGGCAUCGACCUUUUGUUUCUCGUCAAUCUCAAAGCUGGGUGCAUCGCGCGACCCAGACUUGCUGGAUCUCGACUUUUUCCUGGCCAUGUUUGGUGUAGGCGUGUGUGUGUGGGAAGAGAAAUUUGCCCUCAAGGCGAGCUGCGACAAAAAUGGUGAAGGUCAAGUUUGGUGGUGGUUAUGUGCCACCACAGUACGCUGUUGCUGAACGCAUGAAGCGAAGUUACUUUCGAAUCUAUGAAGGUAAAAUCUAAGACAGCCAUUCCAAGAAGGAACUGUUACUAUUCGAGUCGCUGACAGCAAUUCUACAAUGCGGGACACACAUCAUCCUCAACUCAAGCUUACUGGGCUGUCUUCUUGGUCAAUUGGAUGAGUUGAAGUGCACGCUCCACUCUUGCUAAAGCAGAGUCACACGUAUGAUCAGUUGGGAGCGGAAGCUCACGUUCGAUCAACUGCUCCAAUUGACCAACAAGUCGGCCAUAAACGGUUGAAUUGGUUACCAACGAUGUCGUAGACUCAGCAAUCCCUUGGUCAUCACAAGCCAUGUCCGUAACUCCCUCACCAGGCUCUGACGCAUUCUGUUGCGGCGUUGCAGCCGGUACUUUUUCCUCCUCCUGUUUCAGUUGUUGCUCUCGCUGCUUCUCCUGUUUUUUUUCUGGCGAAUCACAGAGGACGCAAAACUCUGGUUCGUUGCGAAGUCUCAUCAACGGAGUCUUGGAGCAUGUCGCACACACUGUGUCCAACAGCGUAUAGCCUUUCAGCAUGUAUUGGCCCAGUUGUUUUGACACAAUGUCCCAGUCAGUCAUUUUUGGAGUGUUGGACUUGCCAAGUUGGUUACAGCCUUGGCCGUGGCGAGGAACGCCGAAACAAGCGAACGUUCCUCCAAGGACUGAAUUGCAAGCACUUAAACGAAUUUUGAGACUUUCCAACUUUACAACAAGCACUCACACACAAACACUCCCCUCCUUCAUAGUCCUCUUCAUAAAUGAAUUCACAUUAGACAACUCUAUUCUUUUAAUAAUCGCCAGACAUGAGCUAACGAGGUUGAAACACACCUGUGUCUCGUGCACUCGAAUGUGCUCAAGCUCUCGCCUGACGUUUGACCUGCUCAGCGGCCCACCGAGCAAGAUCCUUGGUUUGUUGUGAUGUGGACUUAGCUUUGCCAAUGCUGAUGAGUUGUUGUACCCAAUCGGCGGCGAAGAACGAUUUAAGCUCACCUUUGGGGAAUGACUCAGCCAAAUCGCCCAACAGACCAAGACCACCGCGCACAAGGCUCUCGCUGCUCUCGUUGUCAGCAGUGAUAGUGCUCAAUAAACCAAACAUUCCAUGGACAUAAGGAUGAAUAGCAUUCACAUGGUGACCUGAGCGAACAGCUUGUGUGAUACCGACGUAGGCCUCAACAAUUCCCAACCGCAAGGCAUCAACAUAAUCGAACAUAUCAAAACCAGCACCGGCAGGAACUUGUACUGCAGAAGCUUGUUGAAGCAGCAACAUUACAGUCUCAAGAUACUUUUCAAAGCCAGUGCCAAUCGCCAAAGCAAUGUCACUGAAGCAUGAAAGAAUAGCAGGCUUGACGUUGCGAUCAAGCACAGUGCUUUGCAAGUCUUGAACCAAACGGCUCAUAAAAUCGUCGCAGUAUGGGGCAAUCUUCUCGUUCAGAGCACGAGCCAGAUCGCCAACAAGACCAACAGCAACAGAACACAAUUGGUACUCCUGUUCGUUACUCAAAGCCUCGCACAAGAAUGGAACGAAAGACUGCGUGUAUACCUCAAAUUGGUCAUCAAGAGCGUUCAUAAGAGCACCUACAGCCAAGAAAACAUCCUCAUGCACAACAGAUUGCUUAGGAGCCAUUUGCAUGGUCUGUAACAACAGGGUCAUAAUAUGAUCAGAAGAAGAACGAAUCUCGAUACCAAAACGACGAAUAAUGCUGGUCAGCGUGUUGCACAAGUUAGACUGCAGUUCCUCAUGAUUAGUGCGAUCUUCAACACCGAGAAGUUGAGAUUGCAUUUGAAGAGCUCCCUCCAGGCGAGCAAGAAUAAUGUUAAGCACAUUAGAGAUCAUGGGAAGUACACCAUUAGAG
This is a messenger RNA of Schizosaccharomyces japonicus yFS275, 6294 nucleotides long. RefSeq names its product Nem1-Spo7 phosphatase complex catalytic subunit Nem1. Gene Ontology annotation, biological process: lipid storage; nuclear membrane organization. The transcript has a single exon. Gene Ontology annotation, molecular function: phosphatase activity. Gene Ontology annotation, cellular component: nucleus. NCBI's taxonomy places the organism in Eukaryota, Fungi, Ascomycota, Schizosaccharomycetes, Schizosaccharomycetales, Schizosaccharomycetaceae. The coding region runs from base 902 to 2251 and encodes 449 amino acids. The record is from RefSeq and is a predicted model, not a curated record.